This is a messenger RNA of Penicillium alfredii, 2805 nucleotides long. RefSeq names its product M1 family metallopeptidase. Gene Ontology annotation, cellular component: cytoplasm. The coding region runs from base 1 to 2805 and encodes 934 amino acids. Gene Ontology annotation, molecular function: peptide binding; zinc ion binding; metalloaminopeptidase activity. NCBI's taxonomy places the organism in Eukaryota, Fungi, Ascomycota, Eurotiomycetes, Eurotiales, Aspergillaceae. The record is from RefSeq and is a predicted model, not a curated record. The transcript has 3 exons. Gene Ontology annotation, biological process: proteolysis; peptide catabolic process.
AUGCGUCGCUUCUCAUCUCGGGUGCUUCAAGCCCGUCCACCGCUUCUCUCCGCCAGAGCUCCCCUCCUCCCCCUCUUCCGUUCCCUUCGCGCUCCUACCAAAACCAUCCGUCCUCCCUCGCCCUUUUCCUACUCCCCCACACGCUUUUGUUCCUACCGAAUGUGUCGCUCUCGCCGUGACGGACCCUCCGGUUCGACCAACACCCCGAGCCGUGAGGUCUUGCCCACCAAUGUCAAGCCGGUGCACUAUGACCUCACUCUCGAGCCGAACUUUGACAACUUCACCUACGAUGGAACCGUCGUGAUUGACUUGCAGGUGGCCGAGGAUACCAAUUUCGUUUCCCUUAACUCCCACGAGAUCGACAUCCACAGCGCGGUGGUCUCUGCCAAGGGCUCGGUGAUAGAGUCCAAGCCGGAGAUUUCUUUGAACAAAGAUGAGCAGACGGCAACCAUCAAGUUCAGCCAGGCCCUUGCCGCGGGGUCCGAUGCCCAGCUGAAACUCACCUUCACCGGUACACUCAAUGACCAGAUGGCCGGCUUCUACCGCUCCUCGUACCAGCAGAAUGGCGAAACCAAAUACAUUGCCUCGUCGCAGAUGGAGCCCACGGAUGCCCGCAGAGCUUUCCCCUGCUUCGACGAGCCCGCGCUGAAGGCCAAGUUCACCGUGACCCUGGUUGCCGAUAAGAGCAUGACCUGUCUGGGCAACAUGGACGUUGCCUCCGAGACCGAUGUUCAGGGCGGUGCGAAGAAGGCAGUUAAGUUCAACACCUCGCCUCUCAUGUCUACCUAUCUCGUUGCGUUCAUUGUUGGUCACCUCAAUCACAUCGAAACCACCAACUUCCGCGUGCCCAUCCGCGUCUACGCUACACCUGACCAGGAUAUCGAGCAUGGCCGCUUCUCGCUGGAGCUUGCGGCCAAGACUCUGGCUUUCUACGAGAAGGCCUUUGACAGCGAGUUCCCGCUGCCGAAGAUGGACAUGGUGGCCGUUCCCGAUUUUAGUGCCGGUGCCAUGGAGAACUGGGGUCUGAUCACUUACCGGAUCGUGGAUGUGCUGCUGGAUGAAAAGACCAGCGGUGCUUCGCGUAAGGAGCGCAUCGCCGAGACGGUUCAGCACGAGCUGGCCCACCAGUGGUUCGGUAAUCUGGUCACCAUGGACUUCUGGGACGGUCUGUGGCUCAACGAGGGUUUCGCGACGUGGAUGUCGUGGUACUCGUGCAACGCCUUCUACCCGGAGUGGAAGGUCUGGCAGACCUAUGUCAUCGACAGCUUGCAGGGUGCUCUCUCGCUCGACUCGCUGCGUAGCAGUCACCCGAUUGAGGUCCCUGUCCAGCGGGCUGAUGACAUCAACCAGAUUUUCGAUGCCAUCUCCUACUCCAAGGGCUCAUCGGUGCUGCGCAUGAUCUCCAAGUAUCUGGGCGAGGAUGUGUUCCUGCAGGGUAUUCGCAACUACCUCCGGAAGCACGCCUACGGGAAUACCCAGACUGGUGAUCUGUGGGCUGCGCUGGCCGACGUCAGCGGCAAGCCCGUCCAGACGGUCAUGGACAUCUGGACAAAGAAUGUCGGUUUCCCUGUCAUCAGUGUGACAGAGAACGCUGCUUCGUCUUCUAUUCAACUGAAGCAGAACCGCUUCCUUCGUACGGGCGACGUGCGUCCGGAGGAGGAUACCACUCUUUAUCCCGUCAUCUUGGGCCUGCGCACCAAGGAAGGCGUAAAUGAGGGUGUCAUGCUGACCGAGCGCGAGAAGGAAUUCCAGGUUCCUGAUCUGGAUUUCUACAAGCUCAACGCGGACCACUCGAGCAUCUACCGUACCUCGUACACACCUGAGCGCCUUAAGAAGUUGGGCGAAGCCGCCAAGGAGGGCCAUCUGACCGUGGAAGACCGCGCAGGCAUGAUCGCUGAUUCGGGUGCUCUGGCUGCCUCGGGCUAUCAGCGCACGUCAGGACUGCUCUCUUUGGUGCAGGGCCUUGACGCUGAGUCUGAGUUUGUUGUUUGGAAUGAGAUGCUGACUCGCAUUGGCACCUUGCGUGCCGCCUGGAUGUUCGAAGACGGCCAGACCAAGGAUGCACUCAAGGCCUUCCACCGCUCGCUCGUGUCCGCAAAGGCGCAUGAGCUGGGCUGGGAGUUCUCUGAGAAUGAUGGCCACGUUUUGCAGCAGUUCAAGGCUCUCAUGUUUGGCUCUGCGGGUUCGGCCGGAGACCCGGUGAUCGUCAAGGCGGCCCAGGACAUGUUCGAGCGUUUUGCGGCUGGAGACAUUGCCGCCAUCCACCCAAACAUCCGCGGCAGUGUCUUCAACAUCGUUCUCAAGAAUGGCGGCGCCAAGGAGUACGACAUUGUGCUCGGCCGUUUCCGCAGCGCCCCUACCUCGGACGAGAAGACUACCGCGCUGCGCUGCCUCGGUGUCGCCGAGGACCCAGCCCUCAUCCAGCGCACCCUAAACCUCGCCUUGAGCGACGAGGUCAAGAACCAGGAUAUCUACAUGCCCCUCGGUGGCCUCGGCCGCCACCCGGAGGGUAUCAAGGCUCGCUGGGCUUGGAUGCAGAGCAACUGGGAUACGCUUGACAAGAGCCUGUCGGCCGCUUUGAGUAUUCUCAGCGCUGUUGUGCAGCUCACUACGGCCAGCUUCUCUUCGGACGCACAGUUGAAGGAGGUCCAGGACUUCUUCGCUACCAAGGACACCAAGGGCUUCGACCGUGCUCUUUCACAAAGCCAAGAUGCCAUUCGCGCCAAGAUCAACUGGCUCCAGCGUGACCGCGCCGAUGUCGAGACGUGGUUGAGCAACAACCGCUACCUCCAGAGCAAGCUGUAA